UGUUGAAUAGCUUAAUUGAUUUUUAAUUAUGAAAGAAGAAUGAAAAAAUAUAUAACAGCUGUUCUUAUUUUCAGUAUUGACAUGUUAAAGUCCCCUGAUAAAGAAGAAGAUCCAGAGAUUAUUUCUGAAGACAGCAGUCUAGUAACUCUUCGAAUUAGAAAGAAGGCCCUGGAGAGGCGAGAAGAAACCAUAAUUGUAGAUCGCACUUGCAGACAAGAAACAUUUACUUAUGAGAUGGAGUCUCAUGCAAUUGGAAAGAAGCCAAAAGAUCCAGCAAAUCUAAUUGAGGAAGGAGAACUUUUCCUAACUCUGAACAUCUUUUAUCCUGUCAUAUUUCAGAAGCAUAAAGAUCACAAACCUUAUCAGACAGUGAUUGUGUUGGGCAGUCAAAAACUCACUGAGCUCAGAGACUCCAUUUCCUGUGUCAGCGACCUUCAGAUGGGUGGUGAGUUCAGCAGCCACCCUGACCAAGCACCAGAGCAUGUUAGCAAGGAUCUCUACAAAUCUGCUUUCUUUUAUUUUGAAGGCGUUUUUUACAACGAUAAAAGGCACUCAGAGUGCAGAGAUCUGAGCAGAACAAUUAUUGAGUGGUCAGAAUCUCAUGAUCGAGGCUAUGGGAACCUUCAGACUGCUAAAAUGGAGGACUACACGUUUAAUGACUUGUCCAUCAAAAUUGGUUUUCCAUACCUCUUCUGUCACCAAGGAGAUUGUGAGCAUAUCAUUCUCAUCACAGACAUAAGGCUUGUUCAUGAGGAUGACUGCCUGGACAGGACCCUGUAUCCCUUGCUAAUCAAGAAGCAUUGGUUAUGGACUAGAAAAUGCUUUGUGUGCAAAAUGUAUACAGCCAGGUGGGUGACUAAUGAGGACAGUCUCGCUCCAGAGGACCCCUGUUUCUUCUGUGAUGUUUGUUUUCGAAUGCUCCAUUAUGAUGCAGAAGGCAAUAAACUGGGAGAGUUCCUUGCUUACCCUUACGUUGACCCAGGGACUUUCAACUAAGGCUUCAACGAGAAUGAAUUCAGUGAACUGGAACCAUGAAUCUGCUGCAGUGGCGGUUGGGUGGUUCUGAACAGAUGUAGUCUGAAAUACUGCUGGGGUUUGGGAUAGGCCAUCAUUCCUUUGUUCAGUAGCGGGGGUUCCUGCGCACAUCAAGUUUUUGAAUCUUGUUGGUAAUUCAGAUAGGGAGCAUUUACUUUUACACAAUGGAUUAGUGUGGAGGAAACAGCCUCAGCCAUGCUUCGUUUUAACUAUAAAAAUGCAAAAGAGUACUGUUUACUUUUUUUUUAAAGUGCCUACAGU
Molecule: messenger RNA, 1296 nt
Organism: Terrapene triunguis (Three-toed box turtle)
Lineage: Eukaryota; Metazoa; Chordata; Testudines; Emydidae
Gene: SNAPC3
Product: small nuclear RNA activating complex polypeptide 3
Exons: 8
Coding region: 40-996 (318 amino acids)
Biological process (GO): snRNA transcription by RNA polymerase III; snRNA transcription by RNA polymerase II
Cellular component (GO): snRNA-activating protein complex
Molecular function (GO): bent DNA binding; RNA polymerase III type 3 promoter sequence-specific DNA binding; core promoter sequence-specific DNA binding
Source: RefSeq, a predicted model, not a curated record